Messenger RNA from Galdieria sulphuraria, 448 nucleotides. RefSeq lists its product as uncharacterized. The transcript has 4 exons. Lineage: Eukaryota; Rhodophyta; Bangiophyceae; Galdieriales; Galdieriaceae. Bases 15 to 422 code for a protein of 135 amino acids. The record is from RefSeq and is a predicted model, not a curated record.
UGAAAAAAUUGUUCAUGUCAGUAGAUGCUAACCAUUCCGAGUCUUUACAAGGCAUACGAAAUACUUUAUUAGAAUGGAGUCGCUAUUACUUGGGAUAUCCUCGACCUCCAAGUAGAGUAAUAGAGUUUAGAGGUCGUAAACAUCUUAUUGAACUGUUGAAACAAGGUAAACCUGUUCUCGUUGCGCUCUCUAUUCACGGGUUUUCAAGAUGUGAGCACUUUAGAAAAAUGUUUGAACAAGCUUCAUUUGAGUUUGAUCAAGUCCACUUUGUUUGGGUGAAUUGUGGUCAAGCAAUAGAGUUUUGCAGAUCUAGACAACCUCCUGCCAUGCCCUGGAUGGAGCUCUUUCAAUUGGAUUUUGAGUCUGAAGCCAAAGUGGGUAUGAGAGAAAGCGACUCUGCGUUCAAAGUUGAGUAUUUUUGAGAAAGCACGGAAUCCUUCCUCCUGCA